CGAGAAUUUUAAGUUAUUUCAUUCUCGUAGUGGUUUACUCUCUAUGGUUAAUGAGGGACCUAACACAAACCAAUCUCAAUUUUUUAUUACUUGCGCGCCUUGUCCCUGGCUCAAUGGCCGUAAUGUUGUUUUUGGGAAAGUUAUUCAAGGCUUCGAUGUCCUUAGUUUAAUUGAAAGUCUCGGAACAACUAACGGUCAUGUUCAUACACAUAUCAUUAUCUCCGAUUGUGGACUAUAUUUGAAGUAAUGUCAAUUUCAAUUAGAAGAAAGUUUGUUUUUUAAAUCCACUACUAUAAAAACUUAUUUUUAUUUCCCACUCCUCGAAAUUCGCUUUUAAUGGGUUUUAAAUCUUUUUUUAAUUUACAUUUAACGGGUGUUCAUGAUACGAAGAGUGUCGUGGAAAAAAGAAACUUUAUUUGAUAGUUGUCCAAGUGCAAAUAAAAAUUUUUGCUUCAUUUUUUUCAGAUUUUUACGUUUAAAACAAAAAAACAACUUUUUCUCAAGUGUGUUUCGAAUAACUCUUUUUUUCUUGUUUGCGGGGCGGAGUGUAAGAAGACUAUAUAAUAUAAAAAAAGUGCGCAUGCACGUCUGGCUUAACAGAUUGGUUUAUGUUCUGUUGUUAAUGAUUCAGAGCACAAUCAAUGAUUUGUUUCAUUAAAUCAAGUUAGCAUACUUUUUCAGAAUUUUCUUCACUUAAACAUGAUGAUAUGACAACGCGGCUUUAACUAAACGCAUUAACAGAAACAAUAGUUGUUCUUUUUUAAUAAGUUUAAAACGGUCUGGUGUGAUUUUUCCACAUGUUUGACACUAUAUUUAUAACCAAGUUUCUCGAAAAAUUUUACAUAUGAGAGCCGUGUCUAAUUUAAUGGAGAAAAAAAUUACCAAUACUCAACAUCCUUCUUCAAAUACUUUUUUUAAUACUACAAAUUUUUCUUCAUCAACAUUGUCUAAGCAUUUACCUACGCCUCAUGAGACACCACUGCAUUCACCUUUUUUUCAACAUUAUUUAUAUCAAGCACAAUGUGAAGGGAUCCCGGCUUCAAAAGCAUUAAAACUUUGGUAUUCGAAAGCGGAAUUUUUUUCCCCUACAGUUGAAGCAUGUUUUCAAUUUUUAUUUGAAAUGGGAAAGACAAAAGAAAAAAUUAUUUCGGAAGUUUUUGACAUUCUCACCAGUGACUUUUUAAUGCAUGUUGAAAAAUUACCUUUAAUAGAAAAUGAAAAUUCGAGUCACGCAACUGAUUCCAUUAUCUAUUUUAUCGAAAACGUAUCCCAGUUCUUACAUAUUCCUAUUCUAAGGAAAAUAAUUCAAACUUUAUUAACAAGGCAACUCGGUAGUCUUUCUUUUUUUUUGAAUCGAGACAUUUUGGCUUGCAUGGAACUACCUGAAUUUCACAACUAUUCUAAAUUAACAUUAUUUUUGUUUUCCAAAUCUUCCAUAAAGCAAAAGAUAUUAUCCAGUGUUGUGUUUGCAACACGAAAAACUCGACAAUGGAGUCUCUGGGAAAAUGUUGUUAAAAAUAUUGUUUCAUCUCUUGAACUUCCAGAUAACAAAGAAUUUUUACACUACUGUCGUAAUAUAUCUCCUUUAGAAUUGAGGAUACUGGUUUGGCCAAUGUUAAGUGAUUGGCUUGUUGAAGAAUUUUUGAAUAAACUUUCUUCAAUGUGUCUUGAAGUGUAUCUUUUGAAUAGUGAGCCAAUAAUAAAAAACUUUGACUAUUUCGAACUGGAAAAAAUCAAUAUUGAAUUGGAAACCAUUGAAUGGGUAUGUUUUUUAAUAUCAAAGUCACUCUUUUAUUAUCAACUUCUUGUUAUAACAUUAGAGUUUAUCUAUUUAAAUACAUGUCAGGAGUUUACUUUUAAGAAGUGCUUUUUGAAAAAAAGUUUAUCUCAUAUCACUACAAAUACUAAGACAGACAACAAAAACUACACUACUGUACCAAUCGAGGAGCUUUGUUUGCGAAUAUGUCAAAAAAUACAAGGGCUUGAAUAUUUGCUUCCUUGUGUUCAUGUCGUGGUAUUACGACAGCUAUCUAAAAUUUAUGGAGUAUCUUAUGCAAGAAGUGUUGAUCCACUAGCAUUUAAUUUUAUUACAUUAAUGGAUCGUCUUGUUCUGGCGUCCUACCCUAAUAACAAAUGUUCCGCUUUCACAAAUAAUAAAAUAAUCGCUGCACAAAACUCUUCUUUUUUCUAUAAUCCAUUAGAAAACCAACAAGAUUCACAACAAAUCAAUACAUAUAACUCAACAAUUUUUGAAUCAACCACUGAAUGCUUACGAUUUUUUGUGAUUCGAAGCUUCCAUGAUCUUCUUACAAUAUCUUUUCUUUUGUGCAACCCUACAUAUCAAAAGCUUUUAAUAAAACUUUUUAUAGAAUCGCAACCAGUUGAGCAAGACACAAGCAUGAAUCCCUGUCUACCAGGAGAUUUUUUCUUAGGUCUCGUUCUUCUUGGUUUAAGUUUUCCCCAUUGUCACUCUUUCGUAACAACAAUGUUAAACAAGGAGACAAAAGGAACACAACAUCAUUCUGGUGACUCAUCUCAUCAUUUGAAUAACCUUUUAUCCCGAACAUCUGAGGAAUUUUUCAUGAAGCGAGUCAAACCAACUCGUAAAAGACAGCGUAUUUGUAGUAAAAAAGUUUCCAACGCUACCACGUCGUUGGGAAAUCUCACCUUAGGGUAUUUAGCGACUCAAUUUUAUUGUAAUAAACAAUCACUUUUACCUACCUCUUUUUCAAACAUGUCACAACUCACAACCACAGAUUCCAUCACAUGUUUACAACUAUGUACUUUAAAAUGCAUUUUUUUAUUACAAAAUUUUUUUUGGCGGCGCAACCUCACUAAAAACGGCAAUACGUCACUUUUGUUCAAGUCAACAGUGUCGAGCGUUCAAAUGUAUAAAACUUCCAAAGUAUUGACUCCAGUGGAAUGGUUUAACCCUGAGCAAGCCGUACAACAAUCUUUCUCGUUAUCGUCAAAUACCAUAACUUCUUUUUCUCAUGCACUACAUGAAAUUUUUCAGCGUAACUCUUAUGAGGAAAGUGAAAAUAAUUCUUUCAAGCAGCACGAAAAAGAUAAUAAUGAUGAGCAUUCAAGAAAUUAUCAAAUGAAUACUUCUAUAGACUCUAAAGUAAUGUUGUUGAUUAUUUUAGGCUCAGUAGAAUCCUCUUGUCGCUUAACCCAUUUAAAAUCUUUUCCAUUACAAAUUUUUAAGCUUCUUCUAAAAAAAAAUCAACAAUUCAAAGUAUAUCCUCUACAUUGUACUACGUUUAUUGCACAUGCUGUUUUAAGAAAUGAAUUAGAACAUGUCAAAAUAAACCCUAGCUCUUCUCAAUCAGAAUAUAUUCGUUUAGUAUUACAUCACUGGACUUGGCCAUUUAAUAAUUGUGGUUUCGAGAAGUGUCAUCAGCAUCAUGUCAAACGGACUACAACUGGUGAUGAGAGCGUACCACACAUAGUGUUUUGGUCUUACUUAUUACGACUCGAUAUCUAUAUAAUGCUUAUCACAUUAUUCUAUCCUCAACUUCUGCAAAAAACAGAGCCUACAUUACCAAUUAUUGAAAGAAGGUAUGAUGGGAGCCAGUUAGGUCUGUUUUCAGUAUACAAAAAACAUGAUUUAGUUGUUUUAAUGAAGCAUCGGAACCAUCUUGAAUUUUCUUUGAGGUAUACAAAAAUUUUUUUAGAAGAUAACUCUUUAACAAAAACUCAACAGAGGUUUAUCGAAAAACUGCAAGAAAAGAUAUCUCUUUUAUUAACAUCCUUAAAUCAACUUAAUACUACAAGUAUUUGUUAAAUCUGAGAUUAUCUUGAAGAUUCAUGUGGAACGAAGCUUUACGCGUUUAUCAUGAAUUUAUUUAAGCAAUGGAUCAUGCUGAAACGUUUACGACUGUCAAUAAGGAAAAUCACAAUGAAACGAAAAAUGACAGUGAUAGUUUAAGUAUUAUUAC
Molecule: messenger RNA, 3941 nt
Organism: Hylaeus volcanicus
Lineage: Eukaryota; Metazoa; Arthropoda; Insecta; Hymenoptera; Colletidae
Exons: 17
Coding region: 845-3787 (980 amino acids)
Source: RefSeq, a predicted model, not a curated record